ACAUACAAACCGGAACGCAUUUACAAUCCAGCUUUGUACAUGAAAUUUUCGUCACUUGGCACAAAUUAAAAAAUUAGAUGUGCCUGCGUUUAUGUUGGAAGAAUGGGACGAUCGCGUUCGCGUGCUUCCACAGUCUUUUGAUUCGCUGAACAAUCGAUUUAACCCUGUAACCGAGGUCCAUACUGAGGCUGUGUAUAUUUUGGACGAUGACGUAUUUAUUGAUAUCGACGACCUGGACUUCACAUUCAAAGUUUGGCAACAAGGAAACAACAAAGACAGCAUUGUCGGUCAUUUUCCGCGCAUCCAUCAGUAUAAUCCGGAUACCCACGAGGUUGUAUACAAGGUCGCCAAUAAAGAUACAUAUUCUAUGGUAUUGACGAAAAGUAUGUUUGUACGCACUGAAUACUUGUUUGCCUAUACAUGUUUAAUGGAUAGAAAAGUGCAUCAUGCUAUUGAUACAUGGACCAAUUGUGAAGAUAUUGCUUUCAACAUGAUGGUCUCUGGAUUACCGGGUGCACCUGCUAUUGCCGUAACACCGCAAAAUUAUAUCAUCGACUUUGGACUCAAGAACGGCAUCAGCACGAACCUGCAGCAUAUGGGGAGCCGAAGCGAGUGUGUCGAGCAUUUUAUUACAAAUUAUUGGAAUGGGAAAGAUCCGUUGCUCGUCUCAUCAACUGCUGUCGUGCCCUAUCAUCGUCCUACGAUCCGACGCGGCAGCUGGCAUAAGAUCGAACAGGUGCUUGACCGCUAUCACUUGCCAACAACAGAACAAGCAGCUUCCGCCACUGCAGUAACAACCCCAGCGUCAUCUUAGUCCAUCAUCAACUGCAGCAUAAACAACAGACAUAUUUUGUAUAUUUGGCAUUUUUUCAAUUCUCCUUUGUACCAUAUUUUGCUUUAUAUUUGAAUUCUUGCAUUCUCAACCAGAUGUUCUGCCAUUACCCAUACAUAUGUUGACUAGAGUGAAAACCUGUAUAUUUCAUAGCAUACAACGCGGAAGAUGUAGAAAGAUCUGUCAACAUGCUUUUUUUCCAUAGUGCUAUUCCUAUUCUGACUACAUUUGAGAUCUGUUUUGUUGCUUUGCGCCUAGUGACUAAGAUUAGACCUAAGAUUUCCUGUGCAUCCAACAAGGCAGUUGUCAGUAAGGAAAAACUAUUCCUCCGUCAAG
Molecule: messenger RNA, 1168 nt
Organism: Zychaea mexicana
Lineage: Eukaryota; Fungi; Mucoromycota; Mucoromycetes; Mucorales; Lichtheimiaceae
Product: glycosyl transferase family 64 domain-containing protein
Exons: 2
Coding region: 92-814 (240 amino acids)
Cellular component (GO): membrane
Molecular function (GO): glycosyltransferase activity
Source: RefSeq, a predicted model, not a curated record